Oryza brachyantha (malo sina) is the source of this 1223-nucleotide messenger RNA. RefSeq names its product NAC domain-containing protein 21/22-like. Gene Ontology annotation, biological process: regulation of DNA-templated transcription. Gene Ontology annotation, molecular function: DNA binding. NCBI's taxonomy places the organism in Eukaryota, Viridiplantae, Streptophyta, Magnoliopsida, Poales, Poaceae. Bases 55 to 927 code for a protein of 290 amino acids. The record is from RefSeq and is a predicted model, not a curated record. The transcript is spliced from 3 exons.
CUCUCUCUCCUCUCUUCUUCUUCUUCCUCCCUUUCGUGGUGGUGGAUCGAGGAGAUGAGUUUCAUAGGCACGGUGGAGGCGAGAAUGCCGCCGGGGUUCAGGUUCCACCCGAGGGACGACGAGCUGGUGCUGGACUACCUCCUGCACAAGCUCGCCGCCGGCCGGGGAGGAGGCGGCGGAGGGGGAGGGGUGUACGGCGGCGGGGUCGCCAUCGUCGACGUCGAUCUCAACAAGUGCGAGCCAUGGGACCUUCCAGAGGCGGCGUGCGUGGGAGGGAAGGAGUGGUACUUCUUCAGCCUGCGCGACCGCAAGUACGCCACCGGGCAGCGCACCAACCGCGCCACCCGCUCCGGCUACUGGAAGGCCACCGGCAAGGACCGCUCCAUCACCCGCCGCGGCGGCUCCGGCGACCCCGCCGUCGGCAUGCGCAAGACCCUCGUCUUCUACUGCGGCAGGGCCCCCAAGGGCCGCAAGACCGAGUGGGUCAUGCACGAGUUCCGCCUCGACCCCCAGCCCCUCCACCUCAAGGAGGACUGGGUGCUAUGCAGGGUGUUCUACAAGACCAGACAAACAAUUCCAAGCCCAUCGUCUGAAGAGCCCGGCAGAUCCAAUGAGCUAGACUUGCCUUCUGCGCCGUCGCUUCCGCCCAUCAUUGAUGCCUACAUCGCCUUCGAUACCACACCGACGAAGACGACGACGACCGGGAGCUACGAGCAAGUGUCCUGCUUCUCCGGCCUGCCGGCAUUGCCAUUGAAGGGCUCAAUCAGCUUUGGGGACCUGUUGGCCAUGGACACCUCUGAGAAGAAGGCCAUCAGGGCACUGCACAACAGCAGCAACACUGCAAAGAUGGAAUUCUCUCCAGAUUGGGGACAGGAGAGUACUGGGCUGUCACAGAUGUGGAACCCGGCCCCUCUGAACAAUCUUUGAUAUGAUCAUCAUGGAGGGUCUGUUGCUACUUUGUUAGUGCUAGAUAGUGAUUACUGAAGAAUGCAGUGUGGAAAUAACUUUGUAAAGAGGUGACAUAUUCUUUUCCUCUGCUGGAGUAGUAGCUGUGAAUACAUUUUCUCUAUUUGAUUGGGAUUUGGUUAGGGGUGUGACAUACACAAUAGAGUAGUGGAAAUGGCUUGGCAUAGAAUCUGUACAUAGGAUUGGAGAAAAGGGUUAUCCCUUUCCCUUUACCUCUAGAUGUAUUUAUCAUUGAAGAUGAAUGAAGUUUUCAGGGA